Messenger RNA from Scaptodrosophila lebanonensis, 829 nucleotides. RefSeq names its product NADH-ubiquinone oxidoreductase subunit 8 (gene ND-23). Gene Ontology annotation, biological process: mitochondrial respiratory chain complex I assembly; mitochondrial electron transport, NADH to ubiquinone. The transcript is spliced from 3 exons. Bases 71 to 724 code for a protein of 217 amino acids. Gene Ontology annotation, cellular component: membrane. Gene Ontology annotation, molecular function: 4 iron, 4 sulfur cluster binding; NADH dehydrogenase activity. Lineage: Eukaryota; Metazoa; Arthropoda; Insecta; Diptera; Drosophilidae. The record is from RefSeq and is a predicted model, not a curated record.
CUCAGUCCCAUCUCUCUCUGGGACUAAACAAUAAAUUUGUUUCAGAAAACCAGAGAAUUGUGCCGCUGACAUGUCGGUUACAAUGCGAAUUUUUACUGCAUCGCGCAAUGGUAAGCGCAUGUUCAGUACGACUGGUGCUCGCAUGUUGGCCGCCAAAAAGCCUGAAGCCAAAGACAUUGUCGAGGUGCCAAAGGGAUAUGUGUACGUAAACAACAAAGAGAUCAGCAUGGAGCUGGAUGCAAUCACAGAUCGUGCAGCAACCACCAUGUUUUUCGGUGAGCUGUUCCGCGGCUUUGGUGUCACACUGGCACACAUCUUUAAGGAGCCGGCUACCAUAAAUUAUCCCUUUGAGAAGGGACCCUUAAGUCCCCGUUUCCGUGGAGAGCACGCCUUGCGUCGUUAUCCAAGUGGUGAGGAGCGUUGCAUCGCCUGCAAGCUGUGCGAAGCCAUUUGUCCCGCCCAGGCUAUUACCAUUGAGGCUGAGGAGCGCGCUGAUGGAAGCAGACGCACCACUCGCUACGAUAUUGACAUGACCAAGUGCAUAUAUUGCGGUUUUUGCCAGGAAGCGUGCCCUGUCGAUGCUAUUGUGGAGGGUCCCAACUUUGAAUUCUCCACAGAGACGCACGAGGAGUUGCUCUACAAUAAGGAGAAAUUGCUAUGCAAUGGCGAUAAGUGGGAGUCGGAGAUUGCAUCCAAUCUGCAGGCUGACCAUUUGUACCGUUAAAUUUUGUUAAAAUAGAAUACUUGUUUAGAAUGAAUAAUCAAUUAAAAUAUGUUCCAUUGGCUGCAUAAAAAUAACGUGAUAAUAAUACACGUAUGAAUAUGUAAA